AUGGCCGGAUAUGCCAUUGCCUCCAGGUAUAGUGGCCGCCUUUCACUGAUGACUGCUAUUCCGAGACGAUUCUCAGCCACGGUGAACUUGGCUGGUCGCUCUUUAAACGAAUGUCGACAGCAAUUCGAAUCAAUGUGGCAGACGCAUCAGUCUCAACCUCCACUUCGUCCACCAGAGUCAUGGCAGGCUCCCCUCCCACCAACUGCAUUUCCAGCUACCCAAGCCGGCCCAGCAAACGUGAGUUUUCACCACCCGCCUCACGACAGCUUCGGGUCACGGAAACGACCGCUUUAUCCCCCAGAGAGGCCUCCUAAUUUUCCGCGAGCGAUCCAGCCUCGACCGCCCCUUGGUGGUGGACAAUUGAGUAGCGAGAGUGGCUCUCCAGGCCCGACUUCUCCAGGUUGGAGUGAAGGCGUUAUUGGUAAAGGCGGAGAACCUCCACGAAAGCGCGGUCGACCGAGUAAGGCAGAAGCCGAACGGCGCAAACUAGAGGCGGAAGCCCGUGGUGAGAGCUAUCCAACACCUCGACGCAGGACCUCAAUGGGCAAGCUCCCAGUCACUCCUUCGGGAGCAGCUAGCGCUACGAGCGAUAGUUCAAUGGUUUCGCCAAUGAUGACUGCACAGACCCCGGAAAUGUCCAAGCAAGAGAAGGCGCUGGAGACACCUGCGACAAGAGACGGGUCGACAUUGAACCCUCCAUCACAUAUUCCAGAAGUGGUGCCUGAUACAGAUCCAGUGAGGGGGAUAAUUCGGUCACAGACGGGUCAAGAUCGCAGACUGCCGCAUCCUCGUGAAUUCUCUUCCCAAGCAGCACUACCUCACGAGUCAAUGUAUCCCCAAACUAGAGCUUUGGAGCAUCAUUAUCACAGCGUGUCUACGUCACGACCAGAGGAGAACACUAUGCAACCAACAACAGUCCGUCAUAUAAUUCAGCAGCCAGAAGCGGAAACUCAUUCGAGUGGGGGAGGAUAUUUGCCGGCAAUAACUCACCCUGGAGGAACGACGACGUGA
This is a messenger RNA of Talaromyces atroroseus, 1011 nucleotides long. RefSeq lists its product as hypothetical. Lineage: Eukaryota; Fungi; Ascomycota; Eurotiomycetes; Eurotiales; Trichocomaceae. Bases 1 to 1011 code for a protein of 336 amino acids. The transcript has 2 exons. The record is from RefSeq and is a predicted model, not a curated record.